AUGAGAAAUGACAUGGGACCACAGAUUUACUACAACUUGAGAAAUGACAUGGGACCACACAUCUACGACAACGUCAAAAAUGACAUGGGACCACGCACCUACGAUAACAUGAGAAAUGACAUGGGAUCACACAUCUACGAUAACAUGAGAAAUGACAUGGGAUCACACAUCUACGAUAACAUGAGAAAUGACAUGGGACCACACACCUACGACAACGUGAAAAAUGACAUGGGACCAUACACCUACGACAACGUGAGAAAAGACAUGGGAUCACACACCUACGACAACAUGAGUAAUAUCAUGGGAUCAUACAUCUGCUACAACUGGAGAAAUGACAUGGGGCCACAUAUCUGCUACAACUUGAGAAAUGACAUGGGACCACAUAUCUGA
Liolophura sinensis is the source of this 390-nucleotide messenger RNA. RefSeq names its product repetin-like. The transcript has a single exon. The record is from RefSeq and is a predicted model, not a curated record. The coding region runs from base 1 to 390 and encodes 129 amino acids. Lineage: Eukaryota; Metazoa; Mollusca; Polyplacophora; Chitonida; Chitonidae.